Molecule: messenger RNA, 7650 nt
Organism: Ctenopharyngodon idella (grass carp)
Lineage: Eukaryota; Metazoa; Chordata; Actinopteri; Cypriniformes; Xenocyprididae
Gene: pde10a
Product: phosphodiesterase 10A
Exons: 22
Coding region: 611-3172 (853 amino acids)
Biological process (GO): negative regulation of receptor guanylyl cyclase signaling pathway; signal transduction
Molecular function (GO): 3',5'-cGMP-stimulated cyclic-nucleotide phosphodiesterase activity; protein binding
Source: RefSeq, a predicted model, not a curated record
GAUGGUAUCGAUUGGAGCUCUGCUAGCGCUCUAAACUGGACCCAUACAGACAAAGAGAAAAUCUCCCUAGAUGACUCUUGUUUUUGCGUUGACUUGAGUAACAGACAACAGUGACUUUUCAAAUCGACUCUUUGCAGCUCGUUUACAAGAAGUUCACUGACUGUAAGGCGAACUCGGCUGACUGACAGUUGGACACAGAGUUAUUGAGAUAACAUACCUGAAAAUGUUAGUACUGCUGUGUAUCACAAUAACAUGGUCAGCAUUGUGGGUGUUCGUGCUUCUGGGAAGAGACGAGCGGGAUUUGAUUUGCAAAAUGUCGUGGAUGCGUACUUUUCUGCUUCAGUAUAAUCCCGGGCACACGUGAUGCGCAAAUCACUUUUGUAGCAACAUCUCUCAUUUGUCAGGGGAAAUCUGUGCGUUUUUCUUAAGCCGGAAGCUUAACAUAUUUGAAUUUUUUUUUUUUUUUUUUCGUUUUCCUUUUCUUUCAUCUUCUUCUUUUUAAUUCACACAUUGCUUUACCAGCAUCAUCACCCGCGCACCAUGCCAACUUUUGCUCCCGUUGCGUUUGUUUCGUAGUGGAGAGAAUUGGGAACUGUGGAUGCCUGAAUGAAUGGGGAUCGUGCUUUGUGAAGGUUUCAACUGUCGACAUCCUGCCAAUUUUAUGUGCUUGCCCAGACAAUUGAGUGUUUAUCGUCCUCAUUCGUAUAUCCGUUUUGAGCCAAGAACAAAUAGACAACAGAGAUCGCGUCAUAUUAGACCGCCAAUGUCGAAGAAACGCAAAACUCCAGACGACGGUGGUGGUGGCGGUGGGGAGCUUGCGGGCACUGAGGAUUCCCUUCAACAAGGUCUGACGGAUGAGAAAGUGAAGGCGUAUCUUUCCCUCCACCCGCAGAUGCUGGAUGAGUUUGUGCUGGAAAGCGUGAGUGCGGAGACGGUAGACAGAUGGCUGAAACGGAAGAACAGCAGUCAGCCUGCAGAUGACUCCUCAGCUAAAGAAGUUAGCAGGCAGUACCAGGACACGAAUAUGCAGAGCGUUGUAUAUGAGCUCAACAGCUACAUGGAGCAGCGGCUGGACACUGGAGGAGACAACAAACUACUGCUCUAUGAGUUGUGCAACAUCAUCAAAACAGCCACAAAAGCUGAUGGAUUUGCACUUUACUUCCUUGGAGAAUGCAACAAUAGUUUAUGUUUGUUCACUCCGACGGGGGCAAAAGAGGGGCUUCCUGGGCUCAUCCCCUCUGGUCCCAUCACGUUUGGGACCACCAUCGCCGCUCACGUUGCAAAGACACGCAAGACACUACUAGUAGAGGACAUCAUGGGGGACGAGAGAUUCCCUCAUGGCACAGGGCAGGACUCAGGGAUCCGUGUACAUUCUGUUUUGUGUCUACCCAUCCUCACCGCCAUCGGAGACCUCAUUGCUAUCCUGGAGCUGCACCGCCACUUGGGCAGAGAGCCCUUCAACCUCAGCCACCAGGAGGUUGCAACAGCAAAUUUGGCCUGGGCAUCUGUAGCCAUACACCAAGUUCAGGUCUGCAGAGGUCUCGCCAAACAGACGGAACUCAACGACUUUCUCCUAGAUGUGUCAAAAACGUACUUUGACAACAUAGUGGCAAUAGAUUCUCUACUUGAACAUAUCAUGAUAUAUGCAAAAAACCUGGUUAAUGCGGACAGAUGUGCGCUUUUCCAGGUGGAUCACAAUAACAAAGAGCUGUACUCUGACUUGUUUGAUAUCGGGGAGGAGAAUGAAGGGAAACCCGUCUUUAGGAAAACCAAAGAAAUUAGGUUUUCUAUAGAGAAAGGAAUAGCAGGUCAGGUGGCACGAACGGGAGAAGUUUUGAAUAUUCCGGAUGCCUAUGCAGACCCUCGUUUCAACAGAGAAGUAGAUCUCUAUACCGGCUACACGACGCGGAAUAUCCUGUGCAUGCCCAUAGUCAGCCGCGGGACUGUGAUUGGUGUUGUACAAAUGGUGAACAAGCUGGGAGGAAGUGCCUUCACUAAAACUGAUGAGAACAACUUUAAGAUGUUCGCCGUCUUCUGUGCUUUGGCCUUACACUGUGCAAAUAUGUAUCACCGGAUAAGACAUUCAGAGUGCAUUUACCGGGUGACAAUGGAGAAGCUUUCGUACCACAGCAUCUGCACAUCAGAGGAGUGGAAGACCCUCACACAACUCUCCCUCCCUACAGCCAUAUAUAAAGAGAUCGAACUGUUUCAUUUUGACAUUGCCCCUUUUGAGGAAAUGUGGCCUGCAAUAUUUGUAUACAUGGUUCACAAUUCUUGUGGGAAAAACAGCUUUGAGCAGGAGAAACUGUGUCGCUUCACUAUGUCAGUGCGGAAAAAUUACAGACGAGUUCCAUACCACAACUGGAAACACGCUGUGACGGUGGCACACUGCAUGUACGCCAUUCUGCAAAAAACCACUGGGAUAUUCACAGAGCUUGAGAGGAAAGGGUUGCUGAUUGCCUGCUUGUGUCAUGACCUGGACCACCGCGGCUACAGUAACAGUUAUCUGCAGAAGUUUGACCAUCCGCUGGCCGCCCUAUAUUCCACAUCCACAAUGGAACAGCAUCAUUUUUCACAGACAGUGUCCAUCCUGCAGCUGGAAGGGCACAAUAUUUUCUCCAACCUGACUUCCAGUGAGUAUGAGCAGGUGCUGGAGAUCAUCAGGAAGGCCAUCAUUGCUACAGACCUCGCUCUGUACUUCGGCAACCGCAAGCAACUGGCUGAACUGCUGGCCACAGGGGCGCUGGACCUGAACAACCGUGCUCACAGAGACCGUGUGAUUGGUCUGAUGAUGACUGCCUGUGAUCUCUGCUCUGUUACCAAACUAUGGCCUGUCACACGACUCACAGCCAAUGACAUCUAUGCUGAGUUCUGGGCUGAGGGGGAUGAAAUGAAGAAGAUUGGAAUGCAGCCCAUCCCCAUGAUGGACAGGGAUAAAAAGCAUGAGGUUCCCCAGGGACAGGUGGGAUUUUACAAUGCAGUGGCAAUUCCCUGCUACACCACCCUGUCAGAGCUGUUUCCUCCCUCCAGUCCUCUGCUAACAGCUUGCAGGGAAAACCUGGCCCAAUGGGAACGAAUUGUUCGAGGAGAAGACAUCUCUACAUGGGCUUCCACUGAGGAGGCCGAAUUGAGCGAGACAUCAGAUAGUGGACCAGUGAAAGUGGACAACUGAAUCUGUGGCACCUAUCCCACAACACCACCUACACCCUGCCAGAGACGCUGGACUUCCUGUGGACAGUCCCACAUCCUGCAGAGACAGGAGGAAGUGCAGAGGGCAGGCGGGGACGGAUACAUUCAGAAAAAUAAACAAAACAUAAUGUUACCUCAGUGGGUGACGGAGGCGUACACUCUAAUGACAUCAGGGCUCCCUUGUUUGAUGGCUGGGACUCAAGUCCACUCUGUGUGGGAUCACUUCAGCAGAAUGGGCGUCAUUAUUGACAGUACUUUUCCUUAGGAGGUUGCUUCUGCAUCUUUUCUUUUAGGUGAUUAUUUUUCUUUUUUUCUGUUUCUUUUGUGGUCUUACAUUUGAAGAGGCCUUAAAUACGAACCUGAGUUACGAUCUGGUUGAGUGACUCGUAACUAGAAGAUGGUUCGUCUAGUUUAAUAUGGUACUUUUUAUCCUGCUGUGGUCAAAAACGUACGCAAAGCUACUUGAGUGGAUUUAUUUUUUAAGAUAGACAGAAGGAAUGUUUAGUCAAAUCUAAUGCAUGAGGCACGAUGAACCCAUCGCUCUGGUGGUCUGAUGGAUGUUUUAUAUAAUAUUUUGAGCAAAAAUGUUUUGCAGUACUUGAAGAAAUACAGCCUAUUUUGAGUGGAGUUGAAAACAAAAAUCCCCUGCAGCGUGUCCUUCCAAAGCAAAGAGCUUUUGUGACGGCAUAAGUCUCACUCUGAAGCUUACUGGAGUCACACACUAGUCACGGUGUUCCUCCUGAAAUCUGCAGCAUCUUCCAACCUGAUAUGAAGUUCAGCUUUAACUCGUUGAAACUCAUAUUAUUAUUGACAUUAAAAGGGUCAAAUAUUCCUGUUUGCAGUGUACCUUGAAAGUCUACUGUAACUUUCAAAACUCGACACCUUCUUCCCAGCGUUUAUUGAAACUAAGCUUCAAAAAUGCCUCAUACAACUUUCUGAUGUCAGACUGCCUGCAUGUUAACUACAGCACACCUAUUGGGUGUUCAGAAACGGAGGUCUUAAAAAUGCCAACGAAAACAACCCUUUUUAAUUAUAUGAAUCGGAUAGGUGAAUAAAUGGUCAUGAUAUACUAAAUUAUGACUUUACCAACAUUAUAAGUAAACCUCAGAGGAAAAAAUGUACAAACUAAAUAGAAAUAUGAUAUGUAUGGAAGCCUGUUUCUGGCUUGGAAUAAUAAGAUAAUUGUGAGUUUGUAUCCCCCAUGCCUUCUUUUCUCAGAAUUCUGAGAUAUAAAGUCCAAUCCUGAGGGAAAAAAGUCAGCUCACAUUUUCUUACAAUUGCAAGUUUAUAUCAUACACUUCUGAGAAAAAAAAAGUCAGAAUUACGAGAAGUAAACUUGCAAAUGCGAGGAAAAAAAGUCAGAAUUGUGAGGGGUAAAAUUUACCUUUUUAUAUUUUGCAAUUGCGAGUUUAUAUCACGCAAUUCUGACUUUAUAACUUGUAAUUGCGACUUCAUAACAUUCCAAUUCGGACUUUAUAACUCACAAUUCUGACUUUAUAUUUCACAAUUGCGACUUCAUAUCACGCAAUUCAGACAUUAUAACUCAUAAUUGCGACUUUAUAUCAUGGAAUUCGAACUUUAUAACUCGGAAUUGUGAAUUUAUAUAAUGCAAUUCGGACUUCAUAACUUGGAAUUGUGAGUUUAUAUCUUCCAAUUCGGACUAUAUAACUCACAUUUCUAACUUUAUAACUCGGAAUUGCGAGUUAAUGUCUCGCAAUUCUGACUAUUACAUGCAAUUGCAACUUAAUAUCAUGCAAUUCGGACAUUAUAACUCGGAAUUGCGACUUUAUAUCAUGCAUUUUUCGGACUUUAUAACUCACGAUUCGGCCUUUAUAACUCGGAAUUGCAAGUUUAUAUCACUCAAUUCGGACUUUAUAACUCACAAUUCUGACUUUAUAACUCGGAAUUGCGAGUUUAUAUCUCACAAUUCUGACUUUAUAACUCGGAAUUCUGACUUUAUAACUCACAAUUGCGACUUUAUAUCACGCAAUUCUGACUUUAUAACUCGCAAUUCGGACAUUAUAACUCGGAAUUGCGACUUUAUAUCAUGCAUUUUUGGACUUUAUAACACGAUUUGUCCUUUAUACCUCGGAAUUGCAAGUUUAUAUCACUCAAUUCUGACUUUAUAACUCGCAAUUCUGACUUUAUAACUCGGAAUUGCGAGUUUAUAUCUCACAAUUCUGACUUUAUAACUCGGAAUUCUGACUUUAUAACUCGCAAUUGCGACUUUAUAUCACGCAAUUCUGAUUUUAUAACUUGCAAUUGCGACUUUAUAUCACGCAAUUCUGACUUUAUAACUCGGAAUCGCGAGUUUAUGUCUCGCAAUUCUGACUAUUACACGCAAUUGAGACUUAAUAUCACGCAAUUCAGACAUUAUAACUCAGAAUUGCGACUUUAUAUCAUGCAAAUCGGAGUUUAUAUCACACAAUUCAGACUUUAUAACUCACAAUUCUGACUUUAAAACUCGUAAUUGCGACUUUAUAUCAUGCAAUUCGGACUUUAUAACUCGCAAUUGUGAGUUUAUAUCUUCCAAUUCGGACUUUAUAUCUCGCAAUUCUGACUAUUACACACAAUUGUGACUUUAUAUCACGCAAUUCCGACAUUAUAACUCGGAAUUGCGAGUUUAUAUCAUGCAAUCCGGACUUUAUAACUCACGAUUCGGACUUUAUAACUCAGAAUUGCGAGUUUAUAUCACACAAUUCAGACUUUAUAACUCGUAAUUGCGACUUUAUAUCAUGCAAUUGCGAGUUUAUAUCUUGCAAUUAUGACUUUUUUCUCGCAAUUUCGAGUUUGUAUUGCGCAAUUACGAGUUUAUAUCUUGCAAUUCAGACUUUUUAACUCGCAGUUCUGAUAUGAUCUGAUAUAACUCGGAAUUGCGAGUUUAUAUCUCAUAACUUUGACUUUAUAUCACACAAUUCGGACUUUAUUUCUCGCAAUUGCAAGUUUAUAUCCCUUAAUUCUGAUUUUAUAACUAGCAAUUGCGAGAAAAGUCAGAAUUGCGAGGUAAGAAGUCGCAAUUAUCUUUUAAAUUGUUUUAUUCCAUGGUGGAAACAAGCUUCUAUACCCUUCAUUAUGUCCCACCUUCAAAAAACACUACUGACCAAUCCUGCUUUAGCAACUGGUGCAUCCACCGUAUACCAGACAACAGUCCUUAAAAGGAACUUCAUAGAAAUCCUACAAAAAUGUUGCCACAGCACUUAUAAUAAUGACACCAGAUAGAUAAACGCAUUAAUUUCCCUUUCCCAUAUCUAAAGUUCAUGCAGAUUAAACUUUGUCGCUCUCAUUCCAAAUUGAACAUAAUUCACAUUCUUCAAAGAUUUUACUCGCAUUACUGUGUAAUUUAACCAUUUCUUUUAAACAAAAUCAGCAGAUAAAUAAUGCUUUGCAACGUCACUCUUUACCACUUCAUGAGCACAUUUUGCUAAAAUCACGCAGCAUUCUGUAAAGCUUAUCUGAGCGAGUAACUGUAACCAAGGUAGUGAAGCUUAGUGAAGGGUCAAUUGAAAAUGCAUCGGACUCUGGCAGUUGCACAUUUCGGAGAGUAAGAUCUAUUUAAUCUUCAUCAUAAAUUGUUAAAAGCAGGAUAAGGUGAAUUUCAAGUUGUGACCCAAAUCAAUAUAAUGCCUAUGUUUCAAAUGGCUGAAUUCAGUUUCAUUGUUUCUUUGUUUUGUUUUUUUGUACCUGUAAGAGGCACCUGCAGUCCCUGCAGAUGAUGAUGGAGCUCUGACUGACUGAUGGCCUUCUGUAAAUACUGCAGGACUGAUGAGUGAAUGUAAUCAAUACUGUCACAAACUGCUUCAAGAUGCCUGUUAGUUUUUACGUGUACCAAAGGUGUACACCAUCGGAUAUGGGAAUGUUAAACAUGGCUUCCAAUGGUUGUGUUGACAUGCGCACUGUGUAGAGAGAUUGAGUUUGGAGAUGUAAGCUACAUUCUAAUGGUGCUAUCUUAGGCAGUCAUGCACUUUCUGAUCAUGUGCGCAUGCAAGUGUGUGUGUGUGUGUGUGUGUGUGUGCGUGUGUGUGUGUGUGUGCGUGCGUGUGUGUGUGUUUGCUCUGGAGUAAUGCUACCAACCCCACCUACGGAGUCAGAGUUGAGAGGAUCUUUUCAGCACCGCUCACCUCAGUCACCAAGAUCAUCCACAACCAGUUGUCUUUCCCCUCAUAUGCACUAUGUUUAGAGACUAUUAUUAUGGUUAUUAAUAUUAUUGCUCCUAUUAUAUUAUUAUUGCCACAAUUAUUGAUUAUUACCAUGGUUAUUUUGUUAAUUAGAGUUAAAUUUUAAAUUAACUUAUAUUUUUUAUACAAAGUUUAGCAUUUUUGUUUUGUACAGAACAAAUUGUACAUUAUGGAAUAAAGCAAAUGGUCAUUUAGAGAAACUGCAUACUGUUGCCUGAGAUAACUGUCUCAACUCUAAAUGUGAGAGCAGUAAUUAGUUUUAUUAAAUAUUUCUGACGAAUUCAAA